Messenger RNA from Aspergillus pseudonomiae, 1059 nucleotides. RefSeq lists its product as uncharacterized. The transcript is spliced from 2 exons. Lineage: Eukaryota; Fungi; Ascomycota; Eurotiomycetes; Eurotiales; Aspergillaceae. Bases 1 to 1059 code for a protein of 352 amino acids. The record is from RefSeq and is a predicted model, not a curated record.
AUGAGUCCUUCCAAGAGAGCCUUGAACAGACCGAAGAAGCGCACCUUAGUCCGUUGGGACGAUAACUUAAACGAGCUUCUUCUACUGACCGUGCAGUCAGUCUGCAAUAACCAGUCUAUCAGGAUUCCUUGGUCCGAGGUUGCCAGUACAAUGAAGAACAAUGUCACUGAAGGGGCUAUCGUCCAGCAUCUAGCAAAGCUCCGGUCCCGUCGUGUCGAUGCUGGCAAAGAAGUCCCUCCUCCCCUACGGCGCGGUGGUGUGGGGUCAUCGAGCAAGCCUUCUGAUAAUGCGCCUGCCAGAGCUGCGUCUGGAGGCAAACGCUGUCUCAGUGCUCCUCAUAGUUCAGGAAGCGAAGAUGAAGGUCAAGAGAUGAAUUUCCAGGGCGAUACUUCAUCCGAUGAAGACUAUAUCGACAAAAGUCGCCGCAGGAGUCGACCCAAGAAGCAAUCACAUAGACCUCAGCUACGUGAAGCCAUUCCAAUCAAGAGUGACGAUGAGAUAGACGGUAGUAAUGAUGGGCUUGGAGAGCUGUUGGUCCCUGGGGCUGAUUUUCUCCAAUAUCCAAACGAGCAAGAAUCACCGUCAGAGACAAGCUCCCCAGGUGCGUCAGAGAAUACUAAAAGCAAAUUGGUCACUCUGAGGUACAGACAGCCAGUUGGCAAUGCGUCUAAUGGCUUUCCUACGGCCUAUGCGCAUCCAGUAGCCACAACUGUCAACACAUAUGGCAAUACGCCUUACCAAGCUCAGUAUCAACAGCUACUAGAACCUAGUUUCGACAUGGAGAACCAUUACAUGCUUGGAUAUAAUCACAUCAUGGGCAUGUCUGUAGGUGUUCCUGAAGACGCUGUCACUAACCUGACCUCACUUGGGGAACAUCAAGACUUCCACAAUGCAACAUACGCUGGCUACCACCAUCCAGCUUGUUACCACUCCACUGAUGACUCGAUUGGUGGUACCCUUUAUAGUGAGAACUACCAGUACCUUCAUGGCAACUAUGUUGAAUCAAAUGAGGAUGUGGCCAUGGAGACUCAGGGUAAUCUGGUGAUGAAGAUUGAAUAA